ACGGAAGUCCGUCUCUGUUUUCGUUCCGGCUCUCCUUGGUGUGUCUGUUUUUGUGUUUUCAUUUCCAAGACAAAAGGCAGCGUGCUUCAGGCGGUGCCUGCAGAAUGGACGCGCUGGAUCACAUGCUCACCGACCCGCUGGACUCGGGGCAGGGCGGCGACGGGCGCAUCAUGGAGGAGUGCAUGCUGGGAAACACCCGCGUCAGUCUCCCAGAGGACCUGCUGGAGGACCCAGAGAUCUUCUUCUCCGUCGUGAGCGACAGCACCUGGCACCACGUGCUGACGGACGCCCAGCGGCAGCGGCUGCGCCAGCUCCUGCCCCACUUCCCCGAGGACAGCGCCGCCCUGCAGGACGGCGUGCUCGCCGACCUCUUCGGCAACCAGAACUUCCGCUUCGGAAACCCCUUGCAUCUCGCCCAGAAGCUCUUCCGAGAUGGCUACUUUAACCCGGAGGUGGUGAAGUACAGGCAGCUGGUGGCCAAGUCGCAGAGGAAGCGCUGCCUCUACUCCCAGCAGCAGCACUACCACCGGCUGCUCAAGCAGAUCCUCGUCUCCAGGAAGGAGCUGCUGGACCGGGCCCGGCGCGGCGGUCCGGACCUGGUCCUGAAGCGCUUCACUCCCCUCUGUCCCUCUGUCCCUCUGUCCGUCUGCGCAGACCUGGGCUCGUGGCUGCCGGCCUCCCUGCUGCCGCCCUCUCCCAGCCAGCCCGUGGCCCUCAGGGUGCUGCCCAGCCUCUUCACGCAGGACAUGAAGACCGCAGACAAGCCCGAGCUGACGGAGAAGGACCUGCGGGCCAUGCUGAGGCGGCACCGAGAGAAGAGGAGGCACCAGCCUGAUCGCCCGGACCUGCUGACCUCGGACCUCAGUCUAAGUGACAUCGUGUCACGAGUCAGUGCGGGCCGGAAGGGCUCGAUCAUGGCUCUGGUCGACCUCGGGGUGCCCAAGAAGAAGGCGAGGGAGGAGAAGAGGAAGAAGAAGAUGAGGCCGGUCAAGAUGGAGCCGGAGGACCCAUGUGAUGUCCUGGGGCCCCCCGACGCCCCCCCAGCGGCUGCUGCGGCGGCCACCGUGGCCGUCGUCUCCCCGGAGCCCCCCGCUGCCCCCCUGGCUGGCGUGAAGGAGGAGCCGGUGGAGGAGGUGCACAGCAAGACUCUGGAGGAGAGGGUGCAACAGUGGCAGGCCUCCCCUGCCAGCACCCUCAAUCCGUGGUUCUCCGGUGCCCCCUGCUGGUCUGACCUGGUGUUGCCUGCGCUGCACUUCUUGGCAGGAGAGAGCAAGGCGGGCGUGCUGUGUCUACCGGCCGGGUUCUCUCCUUCAGUGGAAUUCCAAGAGCGCUCUCAGCACUGGAAGUGGAUCAGCCCCAGUCAGGACUGCGAGAAGGACCUGAAUGCCCUCUGUCAGCUGUGGCUGGAGACAAAGGACCAGGUGGUCAUCAAGCCGGAGAGCGAGGAGCCGGCAGAGAUGACCCCACCCACGCCGAGAGUGUGGACGGACUACGUGGUGAGGCCCAGCACGGGCGAGGAGAGGCAGGUGUUCCAGGAGCAGGAGCAGCAGCGCUACGACCAGCCGCACAGGGCCUUCACCUUCCGGAUGCACGGGUUCGAGUCCGUGGUGGGGCCGGUGAAGGGGGUGUUCGACAAGGAGACGUCCCUCAACAAGGCGCGGGAGCAUUCCCUGCUGCGCUCCGACCGGCCGGCCUACGUCACCAUCCUCUCCCUCGUGCGCGACGCCGCAGCCCGGCUGCCCAACGGCGAGGGGACACGAGCCGAGAUCUGUGAGCUGCUCAAGGACUCCCAGUUCCUCGCCCCCGAUGUCACCAGCGCACAGGUGAACACAGUGGUGAGCGGGGCUCUGGACCGGCUGCACUACGAGAAGGACCCCUGUGUGAAGUACGACAUUGGACGCAAGCUGUGGAUCUACCUGCACCGAGACCGCAGCCAGGAGGAGUUCGAGCGGAUCCAUCAGGCCCAGGCGGCAGCGGCGAAGGCCAAGAAGGCUCUGCAGCAGAAGCCUAAACCAGCACCCAAGCUCAAAGCGAGCGCUAAGGAGGCAGGAUUGAAGACCCCCGGAGCGGGAGAGCCCGGCCAGAUCCUCGGCUUGGAGCCUGCAGCUGUGCCUGCGACCUCCCUGCCCCCGACACCUACCACUCCCAGCCCAGUCCUCCCGGGCACCCCCAGAUCGCCCUCGCUGCCCUCCUCCAGCACCCCCACGAAGUCUGGGGCCGGCCCGGACACAGUCAAACCCAGCCCAAGCGUCCUCCUGGUGUCCCCGCCCUCCAUGCCCCAGCUGGGCACCCUCCUGUCGGCCAGCCAUGUUGCCUUUUUUCUCCAUCCCUCUUCCCCCCUCACUUAUUCUGCCCCUGUCUCCCUGGUGCCCCCCCUCCGGGAGCAGACCGUGGUGACGGUGCCCCUCAGGACGCAGUCCGGCAGCAGUCCAGUGCAGGUGCAGGCGUCCCGCGGCCAGGCUGGCCUCACCGUCGCUGGACUGGCUUCUGCCGUCACAGUGGCCAAGCCCCCGGCGGGGGGUCCCCCGGGGAGCCCUGCUGCCUCAGCCCCCGCGGCCACCACGCUGCUGCAGAGCGUCACCGGGCAGAACAUCAUCAAGCAGGUGGCGAUCACAGGGCAGCUGGGCAUGAAGUCCCAGCCCGGCGCCGGCAUCCCGCUGACGGCCACCAACCUGCGCAUCCAGGGCAAGGACGUGCUGCGGCUGCCCCCCUCCUCCAUCACCACGGACGCCAAGGGCCAGACGGUGCUGCGCAUCACGCCGGACAUGAUGGCCACCCUCACCAAGUCCCCCAUGGCCACCGUCAAGCUCACGCCCGACGUGCUGAACGCGGCCGCGGCCGGGGGCAAGAGCAUCUCUGCCACGCUGCACGUCACGCCCUCGCCCGCCUCCUCCUCCGCCGCCUCCUCCUCCUCCGCAGACUCGCCAGCCAUCAAGACCUGCAGCGCCCCCACCAUGGCCGCGGGCGGCGCCACCACCCUGGUGAAAAUGCACCAGGAGAUCAAAGCCGCCGGAGACACGGCCAUCCGGCUGAUGCCCGCGCUGGCCGUCAGCAUGGCGGAGCAGAAGGCCAAGAGCCUGUCGGCCAUCUCCUCCUCGGACUCCAAGCCGGCCGCCACGAUCCGCAUCAUGCCCGGCCUGGGCGUCAUCCCGCAGAAGCCCGGCCAGGCCAUCGCCGUCGCCACCUCCGCCGCCGGCGCCAAGCCCACACCGGCCGUCUCCUCGGGCGCCGCCACCGUCACCAUCGCCACCGGGGGCGUGGCGGGGGCCAAGGGGGUGACCGUGGGCUCGGCCGUGACGGGCGCGCCCCUGUCCCUGGGCACGGGGACGGCCACUGUCCGCCAGGUGCCCGUCAGCGCCACCGUGGUGUCCAGCACGCAGCCGGGGAAGCUGCCGGCUCGCAUCACCGUCCCGCUGUCCGUCCUGAGUCAGCCGCGCAAGAGCAUGGUGACCGCGCCCAUCCUGAAGGGGAGCAUCGGCACCAACAUCAGCGGCCUGGGCCGGAACAUCAUCCUGACCACCAUGCCCGCGGGGACCAAGCUGAUCGCGGGGAACAAGCCCGUCAGCUUCGUCACGGCGCAGCAGCUCCAGCAGCUGCAGCAGCAGGGCCAGGCCGCCCAGGUCCGGAUCCAGACGGUGCCGGCCCAGCAGCUGCAGCAGCGCACCGCCGCCGGCUCGCCCAAGCCCGUCUCCACCGUCGUGGUGACAUCCGCCCCCUCCCCGAAGCCGACGCCCGACCCCCAGUGACCCCGGCCGGCCUCCCCAGGCAGGGCCCGAGCGGAGUCCAGGUUCCGACUCGCAUGGAGCAGCUGCUUCGCUGUUUCCUCCGAAGCGCAGGAAAGAAAGACCCUCUCCUCCGGAUCUGUGUCCUCCCCAGCCUGGACAGUGCGAUGAUGUUCCUGGGACUCUGUCGAUUCGCCGUGCCAGGGGCCUGCUCCAUUUCAUGAGGAAGCCGUCAGCCUGAACUAGCAGCUUGAACUAGGGAGUGCCGAGUAGCCAAGCCCUUGGGACGUGUGAACUUGUUUAGUUUUCUCUCUGGUUUCAGUCGUGAGAACCACGUUUUGAAGAGCAGCUUAAGAGAAUCAGGAUCGACAAGGCUCGUGUUUUAGCUUAUUUAGAUGUUGCAGUUGUGCAAAACCGGGUUGACGCAGGGGGAAAGCGUCUGCAGGGGUGAUUGCAAGCCAUUCGUUCAGCUCACACAGGAGCCUGCAGCUUGAAAGUCCUGAAAUGGACCAAAAUGCUGUGCAAUGGGAGACCUAUUUGUAGAUCCUUUUGCAUUAUCCUGUGAGUUGAUUACUCCUCAUUUAGCAACUGAACACAAGGAUUUUUGUAUCACAAAGAUGCAAAACUUUUUUUUAACCUAAGACUCAUCUCAAAUUGUUUCUUUGCAAGCAUGUAGGUAGCUGCCUCAUUUUUUCCCUGUUUGUGUUGUUUUUUGAAAGUUUAUGAACAGAAAGUAAAUUGGUUCUCUGUCUUUUUUCUGUCCAUUUUUUUUUUACUACAGCUUCCGUGUCCAGGGAUGGAAAAUGUGCCGUUUCCUCCCUGGUGUGCUGAGCUAGAGAGGGCUUUGUGACUGUUUGCUUGUGUUUCGACAGCUGAUUUUCAGUUGUGCAUGUUUCUGUGUGGAAAGAGUAGCGUCCUGGCUAGAUGUUGUUGGGUCCUCGCCCAAAGGCUUUGUGUUGAACAGACUGUACUGAUGGGCAUCGCCUGUUGCUAUUGCAGUAAAGAAUGUACCUGUAACUGUGCACCGCAUUGCUCGCUGUGACAUUAGAAGCAUUGGCAAAAUAAAAUGAGCACUUGUGACAUGUACGUGAGUUUGGUCCUAAAAUGUUGGGUGUUUGUCAGGUUGUGUUAAUUGGGCACCCCCCAGUUUCGGUAUCGUCACUCUGCUUGUGGUUGAUCUAACUGUACGUGAUACUGCGUGAAGUCUCGCUGUAACAAAGUUACUUUCUAAUACCUGACCUCCACAUCUUAAUGUCCUGCAUGUGAGGAAUACGAGUUCUGUCAGAUUUCUGUGUGGUUCAGAAUAAAGAUAAUUAUGCACCGA
Molecule: messenger RNA, 5046 nt
Organism: Lepisosteus oculatus (spotted gar)
Lineage: Eukaryota; Metazoa; Chordata; Actinopteri; Semionotiformes; Lepisosteidae
Source: RefSeq, a predicted model, not a curated record